Messenger RNA from Corylus avellana, 1982 nucleotides. Its product is annotated as tropinone reductase homolog At5g06060. Gene Ontology annotation, molecular function: oxidoreductase activity. The record is from RefSeq and is a predicted model, not a curated record. NCBI's taxonomy places the organism in Eukaryota, Viridiplantae, Streptophyta, Magnoliopsida, Fagales, Betulaceae.
AAAGAGGCGCGAUUUCAAAAAGCGUUCUCUAAAAUCGCGAUUUCAGUCUCUCAACUUCUCUUGGAAAUGACCGUCUCUAAACCUCAAACUCUCACCCUGCUCACUUGGCCACUGAAAUGUCUCAGACCCUCGUUCCACCUCCACCAUCACCGUCUUCUUCCUCUUCGCCAACCCUUUACUCGAAGCUCAAAAUACGACAACCCACCAGCAUAAGACCCGUCCGUAGCCAGCCCAUGUUACAUUCAGGCUCUAACAGUAGCCCAGUGGACAAUCCUAGAUGGUCUCUCCGCGGAAUGACCGCUCUUGUCACCGGAGGCACUCGCGGAAUUGGGCAUGCAAUUGUGGAGGAACUUGUGGGGCUUGGGGCGAGAGUGCACACGUGUUGUAGGAAUGGGAGUGAGCUGGAUGGGUGCUUGAGGGAAUGGGAUAGUUUGGGUUUUGGGGUUACUGGGUCGGUCUGUGAUGUGUCGGUUCGAGCUCAGAGGGAGGAGCUAAUGGGGACUGUGUCCUCCGUGUUUGAUGGGAAGCUCAACAUCCUCAUAAAUAAUGUUGGGACAAACAUACGGAAACCAGUGGUGGAUUUCACGGCUGAGGAAUUUUCUACUCUCAUGGCGACCAAUUUUGAAUCUGUUUUCCAUAUCUCCCAACUUGCUUAUCAACCUUUGAAGGCAUCGGGAGUGGGAAGUGUUGUGUUCAUGUCCUCUGUAUCGGGUUUUGUCUCACUGAAGUCUAUGUCUGUUCAGAGUGCAACAAAAGGAGCUAUUAAUCAACUCACUAAAAAUUUGGCCUGUGAAUGGGCAAAAGACAAUAUAAGAAGUAAUGCUGUUGCACCUUGGUACAUCAGAACCUCAAUGGUGGAGCAGGUGCUCAGCAACGAAGAAUACCUAGAAGAGGUGUAUUCUCGAACUCCUCUUCGGCGUCUUGGAGAUCCAAAGGAGGUCUCAUCUCUUGUGGCAUUCCUUUGCUUACCUGCAUCAUCCUACAUCACUGGCCAAAUUAUUUGUGUUGAUGGAGGGAUAUGGUCGCUUCUGGGAAUGACUGCUCUUGUAACUGGUGGAACAAAAGGAAUCGGGCAUGCUGUUGUGGAGGAAUUGGCAGCGCUAGGGGCAAGAGUACAUACAUGCUCAAGGAAUGAAUCCCAGCUCAUUGAAUGCUUGCAUGAUUGGGAGAUGAAAGGUUUCCAAGUCACAGGUUCAGUUUGUGACAUGAUGCAUCCGGGUCAGCGAGUCAAGCUGAUGGACAAAGUCUCCUCAAUGUUUAAUAGGAAACUAAACAUUCUUAUAAACAAUGUGGGAACGAACAUCUGGAAACCGACUGUAGAUUACACAGCUGAAGAAUUCUCUGCGCUUAUGACUACCAAUUUUGAAUCCAUGUACCAUUUGUGCCAGCUAGCACAUCCUCUUCUGAAAGCAUCAGGAGCAGCUAGCAUCAUUUUUAUUUCUUCUGUUGCUGGUGUUGUGUCACUAAAUGUUGGAUCUAUUUAUGGAGCAAGUAAAGGAGCGAUAAACCAGCUUGCUAAAAGUUUGGCAUGUGAGUGGGCGAAAGACAAUAUUAGGAGUAAUUCUGUGGCACCAUGGUUCAUCAGAACCCCCAUGGUUGAACCGUGUCUCAGUGACAAACAAUUUUUGGAAGCUGUAAACUCAAGAACUCCUCUAGGACGGCCGGGAGAGCCGGAGGAGGUUUCCUCCUUGGUGGGAUUCCUGUGCCUACCCGCAUCCUCUUACAUAACUGGGCAGAUUAUUUGUGUGGAUGGAGGGUUCACGGUGUAUGGCUUCGAUCCAAAACUUGACUGAGAAACAAAACACCUGCCGAACUCCUUACUUAUGGUUUUUCUAAAUGAGACAUUUCCAUUUGCUCUCUUCUGUCUUUGUGUGUUUUUUCUUUGUUUAGACCCUCCAUAUGUCUAUCUUGCAUGCUUAGAAUAGAGUUCAUUUUCUUUACUAUCCUUGUAUAUAUUUUUUUUUUCACUGAUAAAUAAUGUA